GUAACGCGUAAACCGGCCAUUAUUUAACCCGAACUCGCUCUAAACCUCCUUUAUUUCUGACAGCUGCCUGAAAUGUGACUUAACCUCAACUUUUCACCCUUCAUUUUCCACACAUUUCACCGUUUUAAACCGCAAUUUCACUCAACAUGGGUGCCCCACUCGAAGUCCUCCAAGAAUGCAUGAAAAACACAUCGUGCAUACGAAAUGUAUGCAUUUUGGCACACGUGGACCACGGCAAGACCACAAUCGCCGAUUCGCUACUAGCCACGAAUCGUUUAGUAAGCAAACGCAUGGCUGGUCUGGUCAGGUAUUUAGACGACCGACUGGACGAGCAAGAACGUGGAAUUACCAUGAAAAGUAGCGCAGUGUCUUUAAUAAACUUAGUCGAAGAUGAAGACACGAAAGAAGAAAAGCCGCUUUUGUUGAAUUUAAUUGAUACACCCGGACACAUCGAUUUCUCCUCCGAGGUGGGCGCAGCCCUACGCGUAUGCGACGGGGCCCUAGUCGUGGUCGACUUAGUCGAAGGCGUGUGCGUACAAACACGCGAAGCCAUCAAACAGGCGUUCACAGAACGCUGCAAAAUGAUACUAAUUCUAAACAAAAUAGAUAAAUUAAUCGUGGAGUUGCACAAGGAAGUGAACGACAUUUUCCAGUCGAUUUUGCACGCGAUUGAGGACUGCAAUGCGAUCGUUGCGGAACUGUACCAAUACGAAUAUUGCAAUCCUGACGUCGAUAUUGAAGACACCGGACUUUUGUUUUCACCGGACGCCGGAAACGUGAUUUUUGCAAGUGCCAUCGAUGGGUGGGGCUUCACCCUCAAACAAAUAGCCUCGAUGUUUGUGAAUGCCAUCAAAAGUGAAACCGUAGACUCACUGAAUACGAAAUUAUGGAAUUUCGAUGCUUACGUCGACGGUAAAACAAACACAGUUAAACUAGGAGCGAUCGAAAAGGGCAAAACUAAUUUAUUUGUGCAACUGUGCAUCAAAACGAUAUUCCACAUCUACUCAACCAUAGUCAUCCAAAUGCAAAGGGAUAAAGUUGGCACCAUUGUCCAGAAACUGAACAUUACGAACGUGACGCGAGAAAUGAACCACACGGACCCCAAAACCCAAGUCAAGGCCAUAAUGCAAGCUUGGAGCCCCCUUGCCGAUGUCAUUUUACACCAAUGUAUGAAAAUUAUCCCGCCACCCUCAAACAUGCACGAAGACAAAAUUAAAUAUCUCCUCGAUUUUAACAAAUUUUGCGAAAACGAGUUUCACAAAAAUUGUCUCGAAAAACUAAUCACGGUGUUCAAAUCGUGUUCCUCUGACGACUCCACACCGUGUACUGCAUAUGUUUCGAAAAUGUUUUGCGUCGACAAUAAGAACUUGUCACAAAACAAACCUAAAGUUUUUAUCCCCAAGCCGAGACCUAAAAAUACUGAACCCAAGCAGGAAAAUGGCGAAAAAACAAACCACACUGAAAAGGAAAAAAAUUGCGAAGAAGAGAAACCUCGGGAUGAAUUUUCUAUAAUAGCACUGGCGCGAGUUUUCACCGGUUGUCUCAAAACGGGCCAAGAAAUCUACGUCUUGUCACCUCAAUACGUCCCCCAAGAAGGCAAAACAAGUGAUACGUGUGCCCAAUUAGUGAAAGUUAAAGAACUUUAUAUGCUUUUUGGUCGUGAGUUGGUCCUAGUUGAUGAAAUAACGGCUGGAAAUGUGUGUGGUAUCGGGGGGCUGGAGUCGGCUAUAGUCCGCACAGCAACCCUAUCAACAACUCUACAGUGUGUCGCAUUUAUUGAACACCCAUCACAGCCCCCUAUAGUCCGAAACGCCAUCGAACCAACCAAUCCGAAAGACCUUCCAAUUUUAAGACAAGGUUUGCGCGUACUAAUGCAAAGUGAUUCUUGCGUCCAGGUCGUAAUAGAAGAAUCAGGAGAGUAUGUUUUACUGACAGCAGGGGACGUACACCUUGCUAAAUGUCUGGAAGAUUUGACGACGAAAUUUGCCAAAAUUGAAAUCAACGUUUCCAGUCCGAUGGUCUCACUGCGGGAAACUGUGACCCACGGAAGCAACAAAAGCGACUUAAAGAAAGACCUGGAGAAUUCGGUCACAGUAGAAGUGGCCCAGAUUCGUUUAACCGUAGUUGUGGUCGCUUUACCGGACGUUAUAGCCAACGAAAUCGAAAAGAACUACAAACUGUUGCACUCAAUCGAAGAACACCAACAAAUCAGCGGAUUCGAACUGUUCGCCAAACGUGCGUCAAAACCUGAAGACUUGAAACCCCCAACUUUAAAAAUGUUCAAAAGCGACGUCACUAACGUCUCACUUAAACAUGUGAGCGAGCAAUUAAGCUCGGUUUUCGCUUCGUGUAAAGGCAUUUGGGCCAAAAUCGAAAAUAAGGUCUGGAGCGUGGGCCGCAUGCCUGACAGUAUAAAUUUACUAAUCAACGGGACCAGUAAUUACGCGCGAAAUAUUUACGAAACUUUGGACGAGAAAGACCCGCGGUCGUGUUUCGACCAAUUUGUGGUGAACGCCUUCAAUUCGUGCUGCAAAGCUGGCCCGCUGUGUGAAGAACCACUGAAAAACUGUGUUUUCCUGGUGAAAAACUUUGAAGUCAGUCAUGACGAGAGCUUGGACGGGACGACCAAAACCAGUGUUAAUAUCGAAUCGGCUCUGAGUUCAGCGUUUCGCGAAGCGUUCGAAAAACAACAGCAGAGACUCAUGGAACCGAUGUUUACGACCAGUAUUCAAGUCAACACAAAUAUUUUAGGAAAAGUCUACUCGGUUGUGAGUAAACGGCACGGGAAAGUUCUGGACGCUGUCGGAAUGGACGAGCAAGAGAAAAGUUUUCUGGUUAAGGCCCAGAUUCCGGUUGUUGAAAGUACGGGUUUUGCUAACGAAAUGCGCAAAACGACUUCUGGGCAAGCGAUUCCUACUUUGAAGUUUAGUCAUUUUGAGAUUAUCGACGGUGAUCCGUUUUACGAGCCGGUGGAGGACGACGAAGAAGAGGAAGAUGUGAAUGUGGAGUCGGCUAUCAGGGCCACCAAACUUAGAAAAGCGAUAAGGAAACGGAAAGGGUUGCACGUGGAGGAACAGGUGGUCGUGCAUGGAGAGAAACAAAGGACGCUCAAUAAGAAAAAAUAAAAGUGAAACUAACACGUGAAUAAAUAUUUUUGUAAGA
Messenger RNA from Tribolium castaneum (red flour beetle), 3162 nucleotides. RefSeq lists its product as uncharacterized. Gene Ontology annotation, biological process: cytosolic ribosome assembly. Gene Ontology annotation, cellular component: cytosol; ribonucleoprotein complex. Gene Ontology annotation, molecular function: GTP binding; GTPase activity; ribosome binding. Bases 147 to 3125 code for a protein of 992 amino acids. The record is from RefSeq and is a predicted model, not a curated record. NCBI's taxonomy places the organism in Eukaryota, Metazoa, Arthropoda, Insecta, Coleoptera, Tenebrionidae. The transcript has 2 exons.